This is a messenger RNA of Periconia digitata, 406 nucleotides long. NCBI's taxonomy places the organism in Eukaryota, Fungi, Ascomycota, Dothideomycetes, Pleosporales, Periconiaceae. The record is from the annotation of a GenBank genome assembly.
UUUGCUGCUGUGUAGGGAGGUGAUUGGGGUUGAAGUGAGCGUCGUGGGGUCUGUGGCUUGCUUGGUGUUUUCGCUAUAUGUGUGUGUGUGUAUCAUAAGCGAUGUUUUGAAGCCCCUAGGAAGAUUUCGAAUAGAUGGAUAUCGAUGCUUAUGUUGGGACUGUCCGAUCUUGAACUCGUUUUUGUCGAAAGCUAGGUACGAGGUUCGACGAAAGAGGGAUUAUGGACGUUACUGUGUUCAAUAUACAGGAAAAGCAAACAUGGCACGAGAUCUACCUGCUCAGCCCCUGCGAGUCCCAAGACGGGAGUUCUUGCACCACCGCACUUAAACAAGGGCCCCUCAUGGAUUGAGCUACUGUGCCGCAUCAGGCGUGCGAUCUUCUCCCGAGGGGGCAUCGGCCCGCUCG